UUUGCUGCAGUGUAGGAGAAAGGCUGGUAGCUAUCGCUACGGACAUCUAGCUGAACCGCCCGCAUUUACCCUUCACUGUUUAACCCGGUCGGAUACCACUUUACCGUUGAGCGUGUUUGGUUUCAGCAUUGUUCAAAUGCACUUACUACUACCUGCAACGACUUUGAGAUAAGAUACAUUACAGUGUGUUUGCUGUUGAAUGCACAGCACAGCAACCCUAAGGUGACAUUGAAACAGCUAUUCACGGUGAACGACAGCCUCUAAGCCUGUUUUGUCAUUCACUGCAUUGACUCGCCUGAAUCAAUACAGCAGAGCGUUGUGAACGCGGACCGAGACUGUCGUUCUCAAGCCCCACGGACAAGCUUGAAUGCACCAAGGUAGUCGACGCUACAAGCGACAGUCUACCCGACCUUCAGAAGUGAAGCUACAGUGAUCAAGAUGUCCGCCCUCACACAUUCCUUGAUUUGUGGCUUGAUAUUAAUCAGCACAUGUGAAUCAGUGAAGUUGUUCAAGAGUAUGGACAUCAACACUCCCACACAUUUCCAACGUGUGGCAGAUUUCUCAGUAAGCAAGGAAGCGAGAACGGAGGUUUAUUUCUUCAGCGCAAGGUUCAACAAGAACAACGUGUUCCCGACAAUGAUGGUUGUGAAGGAAGAAACAAUGGACCCGAAAUGCAACACUGAGGCAGUAUGGAAAGGUGCGAUUGCAGCUGGACAAGCCGGCUGCUACGACCACGAGGACGACAUGGUCGUCUGCUUCAGCAGCCUCAACGGCAGCCUGACUCUCGGAGCCAACACCAACUACACCCUGUUCGCCCUCAACUGCCAAGGUGCCACAGAGAGGCCGGGCAUGCAGAUGCAUUUCGUCCUGUCGCAAGAGGGCGCCAAGCCUGAGGAUAAGUAUGACCCCGAACCAGCUCCCAACCCAGCUGAUCACUAUGACAUCACGCCCGUCAUCCCCAUCGCCAUUGUUCUCGGCAUCAUCGGCUGCAUCUUCAUCGUGUGCUUCUGUUAUACAAGCCGGGACUGUUUCAAGCAGAAGUCUUCAAUAAGGAAGGGCAAGAAGUCCGGCUCCAAGGAGGAAACCAAGGCAUUUAUCAAGGAAGAAAAGGAGGCCGUCCCUUAACUUUUACCCUCAUCCUAAGAACUAAGCAUUUUUGUUUGGAGUUUACCUUACCUCUAUUCUUUGUAUGGUAUACUUGAUAGGUGAUGUUGAUAACGUUUUGAAAAUGUGAAAAUUUUGACAAUGAGGAUUUGAAAUAUAAAUUAAAUAUUUACAGUGGACCUUCUUUAAACGGGACUCUCCUUAAUCAACAUCUGUAAUGAGUCAUUUGUAAUUUGUUCCUGGAGAUUUCAAGAAGUGAAUUAUCAGAACAUUUCUGCUUUUGUAUGUUUAAUUUUCUAAUCCGUAUUUUCCAAGUAUGUUUUCCAAAAGGUUUUUCCUCUCUAUUGUGCCGUCAGAUAGCUGGAAUAUUGCUGAGUGCGGCGUAAAACAACAAACCAAACAACCAACAACCUCUCUAUAAAUUGUUUGAUAGGCAUUACUAUACAUACUAUACAUGUAUUACUAUAGAUCUCUAUAGUCAGGUUUAAUCUUUUUACUGGUUGUAUUUGAUAUUUUCUCUGUACCUUGGUAUUGACUAGAUAUCUACCGCUACCGUUAUGGGAGGUCCCUGUACACUUUUGUUUGAUAAUCGGGAUCUAAACUGUUUUUAAACCCUACCAUUUUUGUACACCAAGCUGUAUAUAUUUUGGACUUGUGAAAUACAUCAAGCUAUAUGAAAGUCAUUUUGGGUAAUAUAUGUCUUAUAUUGCGUCCAUCAUGUUUUAUACUGAAUCGAUGUACAUGUAUUUAAAUAGUUACAUUAUCUGCAUCAAAUGUAUAAGUGUUGUUUAUAUUGUCUGUUUAGGAAUUCGAUGUAGGGUACUGCGUGUUCUUUGUACAUUGUGACCAUACGGAGACCACAUUGUAUUUUUAGUUUUAAUAAGCUCCUUGUUAAUGCUUUACUCGGGUAUGUCACUUCCUUAUUCUUUCAUUGUCACUUUUUGUACAGAUGCUGGAACUGGAUGAGAGUCCAUACGUCAACUACAUUUCUAUAGAUACUACAUCAUCUAAAUGCCGUUUGAAGAUAACUUUGCGUGUGUAAUGCCACGUUCGUUUGAUUUCAUUUCAUUUUAAAGAACGUUGCUCCACCAAACAUGCAACCGUAGCCAAUCACUUCACUCGUUGUCUUACCAAGUAUUAUGUUGUAGCUCUAUUUUUAACAAUAAAUAAUUAGCCUUGUUGAAUGACCUGUUGAAUGUGCACAUAUCAGUGAUUGCACAAGACCGCCUUCAAGGCGUGAUUAUCGGUUGCAGUGUUGUCAGAGCACUUUGUUGGAGUUUUAGUAGACUGCUCAUGUGUUUUAAUUCUGUGAUUUGUAAAGAUUUUUUUGUUCGAUGUUUUGUAAAGUGUAAUUAGUCGGACCUCAUAUACAAUAUCAUUACGAUGGCAUAUGCAAGGGUAUAUACAGACUGUCUAAAGGUGUGUCAUUAUGAUAUGCAAUAAUGAUUUGUAGUCUUGCUUUUACAGACACGGAUGAUUCAUUGACCGAGCGAUACAUAUUUACUGAUUAUUAACAAGUAAAGCAUAAUUCGAAUUUCUUACGGAUGUCCAGUGGUAUGAUGUUUAUUGGUGUUAUGUUCAUUCGUUUGCAUUUAGAGCAGUGCCUACCCCAAUAGAUUCAAACAAUAUUAAUGAGAGCCUUGUUUUACACAAAACAUCAAUAAAAAUUAUUCUUAGAGCA
Haliotis rufescens (red abalone) is the source of this 2785-nucleotide messenger RNA. RefSeq lists its product as uncharacterized. Bases 439 to 1125 code for a protein of 228 amino acids. Lineage: Eukaryota; Metazoa; Mollusca; Gastropoda; Lepetellida; Haliotidae. The record is from RefSeq and is a predicted model, not a curated record. The transcript has 7 exons.